Messenger RNA from Hyposmocoma kahamanoa, 846 nucleotides. RefSeq lists its product as uncharacterized. The transcript is spliced from 3 exons. The record is from RefSeq and is a predicted model, not a curated record. The coding region runs from base 1 to 846 and encodes 281 amino acids. Lineage: Eukaryota; Metazoa; Arthropoda; Insecta; Lepidoptera; Cosmopterigidae.
AUGGUACACACACCAAACAAUUGGCCCCUAGUCCCCGGCAGUCCUGCUCUUCCUAGUCACGGUAGCAGCUUUGGAAACAGGGCAUGGGGUGCGAAGAAUCCCAGGGGGAGACCCGGCUACCAUCAACGACGACGACUGUACCCGGCAACCUACAACACGCGCACAUUGAGGACCGACGCAAAGCUCACAGAAUUGGAAGAAGUUAUUUGUUUAUGCUCCGACCUCGACACACCCAGAUGCCCAGAUGACGAAGUGGAGGCUAUAUAUGAGGAUAUCUUAAAGGCCAUACAUAGCUACAAAACCCACUACACGGAUGUGAUGGGGGACUUCAAUGCAAAGUUGGGAAAGCGUUGCGGUGAUGAGCUGAGAGUGGGGCAAUUUGGAGUUGGACAACGGAACGCCAGAGGCCGGAUGUUGGUUGAUUUCAUGGAAAAGGAGAACCUCUAUAUAAUUAACACCUUUCUCAGGAAAUCUCCAACUCGAAAAUGGUCCUGGAUGAGUCCGGACGGAAGUGAUCACCGGUUGAUACGAGACACAUUGAAUAUCAAUAUCCGGCUGGAAAGAACUCGACUGAUAGAGUUUACGCUCCGACCAAUACCUGCACAACUCCAAAACCCCGAGAGCUUUCAGCUCGAACUUCAAAACUGCUUCGAAGCCCUCGAAAACUGCAUAAAUGUGGACGAUCUAAACAACAUGGUGGUGGAUACCGUCCGUACGGUUGGGUCCAAGUUCUUCAAAACCCAUCGUACCAGAAUAAAGAAACUCUCCGACAAAACACUCCAACUCAUGGAACAUAGAAAUGAAAUGCAAUGGCGAUGCAGCAAUGGGCGCCGUAUAGCUGAAUGA